Molecule: messenger RNA, 1510 nt
Organism: Aethina tumida (small hive beetle)
Lineage: Eukaryota; Metazoa; Arthropoda; Insecta; Coleoptera; Nitidulidae
Gene: Dbp21E2
Product: probable ATP-dependent RNA helicase DDX28
Exons: 3
Coding region: 34-1473 (479 amino acids)
Molecular function (GO): nucleic acid binding; ATP binding
Source: RefSeq, a predicted model, not a curated record
ACCUACAAUUAUCAUGUACAUAAUGUGAAUAAGAUGUCUUUUCGUACUUUGUUAAGGAACAAAAUAAAAGUCCAAUUGGACUGGAAUUCUAAGUACUCAAAGCAAGCCUUAAAUUUAAAUCAAUCGUCACAAUGUGUCAUCAGUACAAAACGCGAAAAAUUGAACCACUAUACCAACACAGUUUACUCAAAAUUUGAUGAGGUUCCAUUAAUAUCCAAAGGUUGGAACCACAACAAAAGUAAAAAUGAUAGUUUUACGGUACAUCCAGUCGGGACAACGAACGAACAACAACUCCAUUCCUUUGAUGAAAUGAACAUCCAUGCAGAUCUCCAAAACACAUUAAAACAGUGGGGUGUAAACAAGGCAACAGAUCUACAAUUUAGGGCUGCACCUACUAUAUUGGGGGAAAAUCAUGUUAUGCUGGCUGCUGAAACUGGCUGUGGUAAAACGUUGGCGUAUUUAUUACCCAUUGUUCAAAGUCUUAUUGGUAAUAAACAGACUGAUUUAAAUAAACCAAGAGCAGUAAUUCUUGUACCAAAUCGCGAGCUGGCAUAUCAAAUAGGGGAACUAGCAAUCUCGUUAACACAAUCAGUGAACUUGAAAGCAAAAAUUGUGGUGGGCGGACGCACGAAAAAGCUAAUGAUGAACCCGGAAUUCGAAGACAUCGAUAUUCUUGUAGGGACCCCUGGCGCGAUCGGAAAACUGAGCACAGUGGGCGUGUACAAGCUGAAUGAAGCUAGAUUCUUGGUGCUGGACGAAGCUGACACACUUAUAGACGACAGUUUCAUUGAACGAAUCGACAGUAUUAUUAAACGAGUCUCGGGUUCACAAAUCAUACUGGUUUCUGCAACGUUACCGAGGAAGUUACCGGAGGUUUUAGCACCGAUCGAGCAAGAAUUGCGGCACGUCACGUCGCCGAAUUUGCACAAACCACCCCUUAACAUCACGCAGAAGUUUCUCAGAUUAACCAGGGCGGCUAAACCUAGUUAUUUGUUGAAGAUCGUCAAGAAUACUAGCGAACCCAUGUUGAUUUUUAGCAACAGAAACCAGACGUGCAAUUGGAUAGCGAUGUUUUUGCGUGAAAACCAAGUUGCCUGUUCAAAUAUCAACGGCGACAUGAACUAUGCGAUAAGAAUUGAUCAGUGGAACCAAUUUGUUAGGGGCGAGACGAGAAUCUUGUCCGCGACUGAUGUAGGCUCUAGAGGUCUGAAUACUAUUCAAAUUCGGCACGUUUUAAACUAUAAUUUUCCCUUGUAUGCGGCCGAUUAUUUGCAUCGAGUCGGAAGGGUUGGAAGGAUAGGAAGUCCGGUUUCUUGUAGGGUUACUAAUUUUAUUUCCGGGCCAGAAGAAGUUGCUCUAGUACGACAAAUUGAGUAUGCAAUUAGGAGAGGCGAACCUUUAACGAACGUUGAUGGAAACAUAACAAAUAUCGUUCAAAACAGAAUACUUAAGAAUAUGAGAGAAUCAAUGUAGAAUAAGUUAUAAAUUUUAAUAAAAUUAAUAUAGAACA